UCUUUAUCGGUAGUUACUGAAGUUCCUCGCCGCAACUCUCAUCCUAUUCUGAAGUAGCCUAGUCGGCGCCGUCCGUAUGUUACGUAAAUGACGCUCGGGUGGGUUGGAGUGACAAAGAGAGCGAGCAGAGAGACAGACAGAGACGGAAUAAAAAAAAAAAAUCAUCUGAAUUUGGAGUGGUAAUAAAACUGGUACUUGCGGGCUAUAGAGCUAUUUAAACUUGUUUCUUAAUCUGUAAACCGAUUCUACACAGUCCACAAUAUUACUUUCAAGUUUAUGGGGUUAAAAGAGCCGGUGGUUCUGUUGAAAACGUUUGAUUUAAAAUCGGGAAAUUGGAAAUUUUUCAUUUGAAUUGUUGGUUGGAUUGAGCAAGGGAGCCGCCAUGGCUGCUGCUGUCGGAUCAUUGAGUCUCCACCUCAAAUAUGAAUAAUUUUACUGAUAUUUUAAACUAAACAGUUUGUUUUAGAAAACUGUAUUGACCUACACUUGGUAUUUUUUAUUUUACAGAUGGACCUUAUACAUUAAAUUAAACACUUAAAUAAGUGAUUAAAAAAAAAAAAAAAAAAUUUAAGGAAAAUACGGCUAAAUUAAAUAAAUAAAAAAUUCACGAGAUACCGGAUAAUUAAGGCUUUUUUUCGUUGACGAACUGAUCAUUUGAAAAGGAAAGCAUCUGAAAAAGGAUGGUUUGAAGAAAAAGAAGAAAAAAAAAGACUUGGACUCGCGCAGAAAUAAAGGGGUGCACAUUCCUAACAGGAAUCACAAGGAAAGUGUUUUUUUUUUUUUCAUUUUAUCAAUACUACGAUUAAUGCCCAAUUUGUAUUGAGAACAUUGCAACAAGAAAUACCGGGAUAGAGUCAGAGACGGAGUCCAUAAGGAUAGAGAAUGUCAGGGCGGCCUAGAACCACCUCCUUUGCAGAGAGCUGCAAGCCAGUGCAGCAGCCGUCAGCCUUCGGGAGCAUGAAAGUCAGCAUAGGAGACAAGGAUGGCAGCAAAGUAACCACAGUGAUGGCGACCCCCGGCCAGGGCCCAGACCGGCCGCAGGAGGUCACUUACUCAGACACCAAGGUGAUUGGGAAUGGCUCCUUCGGGGUGGUGUACCAGGCCAAGCUGUGCGACUCCGGAGAGUUGGUUGCCAUCAAGAAGGUCCUACAGGACAAGCGCUUCAAGAACCGUGAACUUCAGAUCAUGAGGAAGCUGGAUCACUGUAAUAUUGUCCGGUUGCGCUAUUUCUUUUACUCCAGCGGGGAGAAGAAGGAUGAAGUCUAUCUGAACCUGGUGCUGGACUACGUUCCUGAGACAGUAUAUAGAGUCGCCAGACACUACAGCCGGGCAAAACAGACCCUCCCCAUGAUCUAUGUGAAGUUAUAUAUGUAUCAACUAUUCCGGAGUUUAGCAUAUAUCCAUUCCUUUGGAAUCUGCCAUCGGGACAUCAAACCACAGAACCUGCUGCUCGACCCUGAAACGGCAGUGCUCAAGCUUUGUGAUUUCGGAAGUGCAAAGCAGUUGGUCCGAGGAGAGCCCAACGUGUCCUACAUCUGCUCGCGGUACUACAGGGCACCUGAGUUGAUCUUUGGCGCUACUGAUUACACCUCCAGUAUAGAUGUUUGGUCAGCUGGCUGUGUGUUGGCUGAACUUUUGCUAGGACAACCAAUCUUCCCUGGUGACAGUGGAGUGGAUCAGCUAGUAGAAAUCAUCAAGGUUCUGGGAACGCCGACAAGGGAACAGAUUCGAGAGAUGAAUCCAAAUUACACUGAAUUCAAAUUCCCUCAGAUUAAGGCACAUCCGUGGACUAAGGUGAGUCAACAGCCUUCUGUCGCUCGGUUCCAGGUCUUCCGGCCUCGGACCCCCCCGGAGGCCAUUGCUCUGUGCAGCCACCUGCUAGAGUACACCCCCACUGCCCGCCUGACACCACUGGAGGCGUGUGCACACUCGUUCUUCGAUGAGCUACGGGACCCAAACCUCAAGCUACCAAACGGACGGGAGAAACCUUCUCUCUUCAACUUUACCACUCAAGAGCUGUCUAGCAAUCCUUCCCUGGCUGCAAUCCUUAUCCCAGCUCACGCACGAAAUCAGGCCAGCACCUCAACCCCCACAAACGCCUCUGCAUCCACAGAAGCUAACGCAGGAGAUCGUGGCCAGACCACCAACGCAGCUUCUUCAGCAUCUGCAUCAAACUCUACCUGAAGCCGACGAAUGGAGUCAGAGCCAAAUCUGAGUCGCAAAUAAAUCAAACCUAAAAACAAACAAAUAUUGAGAGAGAAGCCCUGUUCAUUAAUGUUUUUUUAUUUGUAAAAUAACAUAUAAAUACAAUUUUCAUUUUGUGCUCAUCAAGGGGAUCUUGGAGGAAUGCGGAGCAGUAUAUACACGUUUCUCCAUUGACAAUCUUUUUAUUGAAGUUAUGACAACGUUGUAGCAACCCACCCUCAACCUGCAAAACAAGAUAUCAACCACCACCCUCAUUUCUCCUUUCUCCUUUCUCCUUUCCCCAGAUGCUAUUCUUUUCUCUUAUCCUUAAUAUACCUGGCAUUGUGGAGCCUCAUUGGAAACAGGACAGAGUUUUCCAUUCAGCAUUGUUUGUGGUUUAUAAAAUAGUGCACAGCUUGAAUUUGGUUGGGAGCACAGAGUAAAAUAAUUAUAUUGACAAGCAAUAUAAUUAUUUGUUUUUCAAAUAGCCUACAGGUAGCAGACCCCUGUUUUUAAACUGAGGAGCCUGGAUUUUUGCUCAUGCCAUUUUUAUGGAUGGCUACAUUAUUAUUAUUAUUAUUAUUAUUAUUAUUAUUAUUAUUAUUAUUAUUAUUAUUAUUAUUACAAUUGCUGUUUUUAUAUAUAUAUAAUUUUUUUUUUUUUUGUAAUUCAUUAGGACUUGUGAAUCCAAAAAUGUCUACUUGCUUUUGUUUUGUGUAUAUAUAAAUACUUAUGUAUACAGUUUCUAUAUAGUUUGAAGUAUAUAUAUAUUUACAAAUAUAUAUACAAAUUAGUUUCCUUUCAACUAACACAGUAGGUCAGAUGCUAAAAACUACAGCUAACGCAGACACAGUAUGUGUUGUUUUUUAAACAGUGUUAUUUCAGUUAGGCUGCUGCAUUUUCAGACUUCCAAGCCGCUUUUAAUGUAUUUUUUUUUUCUUUUUGACAUGUUAGUCACACAUUUUAGAUCAUAUUGUAAUCUUUUAUCUUUUAUUUAUUAAUGCAUGUGAUUGUCAGCAGAAACCUGCUUUUUAUAUGAAUCUAUCAUGGUAAAAAAAAGAAAAAAAUUAAAUACAAGCUUACUGCACCACUAUUACUGUACUGUACUGCUAUAAAGCGUAAUGGAAGAGACAGUUUUAUUUAAUUUGACUUGAGUUUUAUGGUGAAUGUGCGUUUUUAGUAUGAGGUUUUAAUAAAGGAAUGAUGCUUUAGUCCCAUAUUCUGGAGACCUAUUUAAUUGCUGUUACAUACUAAAACAACAAACCUAGUUUUUUUGGGAGGGGAGGGGGUAGUAGGGCUUAUUUGAAACAUGCCUUUCAGUAGAAACGCAUAGGGUUCCUUUUAGGGAAAGAGAGACAACUUUUGUGCAAGUUCAGAUGCAACUAAACAAAGUAAAUUGUAGCUCCGAGUGAAUUGAAUGCACAGUUUGAGCAGCAUGCAUCAGAAGUCUGUCAGUAUUGUUUGGUUUUUUUUGUUUUUUUUUAAUAUAUAAAUGUGGCGGAGUCAACAAAGUAACCUUCUAAAUCUAGUGAACAUAUGUGAAAUGAAAUUGUGGUAGUAUGUAAAGCUGCUUAUUACUGUAUUGCAGUGAAAUCCACCUGGUACAUAGAGCUCAUGAAUAAGAACAUGCAGAGAAGAUGAGGAUCGUUGUAAAGAACACAAACGGUCACUCUUACUCCAGUAGUGUAUGUUUUGGAGUGCUACCUAGAUAUCGCUUCUGAAAAGCCCUCAGUAAAGAGGUGGCAGGAAGCCUUUCCAAGGGUCACUGUUGUUGUAUUGUUACACAAUUAUUUUUCAAGCCAACAAUCAUGAUUUUCUGGUUUAAAUGCUUAUGUAAAAAUAGAAGAUCUGCAAUAAAUCUCCACCAUGUAAAAAAAAAAAAAGUCUGAGAGAAUUUUAAAAUGGAGGAAGAAACUGCUGCUAUCCAAGCAGUGCUGGCUGUGAUAGCCAACUGAUCCAACCAGUAGUGAAGGAAUCAGAGCUUCAAUCCAUGUGGGUUAUGGUAUACAUCCUGCUUUUCAUUCAGUACAAUCCUCUACCAUGAAAUCAAAAAAUAAACUUAUUACCACUUAUAUUUGUGUAUUCUAGCUGCUCCUCACCAAAUUCAGGCUUGUUGUUUUUUCUUUUUUUAUUGUGUACGGUAUAUAAAUAUGUGGACCCAAGAACUGUUAGGAGCAAAAACAAACAAAAAAUUAAAAAAAAAUUCAGGGUAAAUAAAUCUGUUUAUUCAAAAUGUAGAUGAGCUUUUCAAAGCUACUGUAAAGUAGGUGCCGGCUAUAUUAUUGUAACAAUAACUAGCGAUGUCUAGUGUAUCUAUAGUUUAGAGUGCCUUUGCAUCCAAUGUUUGAACAUAUAUAUUUUUUCUUUCUUGCCCCUUUAACCCUUUGAGUGCUGUUGAAGUGUAGGUCAAAUUGUAUUUACCCAGUGUAGUUUACAGGGAUUUUAGUUUAGAUUUUAAUGUGUUUCAGUCCAGUUUUUACAAUCUGAGCACAAUCAUUCCAGGUUAUCAAAUUGGAUUGUUCAGUGAAUUUAAUGUGUGUUAGAAAGGUUUAACCAUUCGCAUCACAGAAUGCCUUCUGUAAUUUGGGUGUUUUAAGUUAAGGUUCCGUGUUGUUUCUAUUGCAAUAGUGUUAUGUUGUUGUUUCUUUUUGUUUGUUUGUUUUUUAUGAAAAUACAAGGACAAAAAGGUCAUUUAUUUACAGUUUGUCACUUUUGACACUUAGUAAAAUGGUGUCAAAGCACACGUGCUCUUUUGUUGCCUAUGGUAUCAGUAUUGGUUGUGGGAUGGGUAACCUGUUUAGUUUGGGGCAAUCUUUAUCUUUUAAAAGUUAACCCCAGUCUGAUCUUUCCCCAGAGUUAUCAAGUUCAGUUGUUUAGGAUUCAUUGGUUAAAUGUUUUUUCUAUCAGAUUGACCGCGCAUGUCAGUUCAGCCACCCCCUCUCCUCUCUGUCCUGUUUCCAAGGUGGAUGUGUUACGAUAAUAGAAUAAGGCAAUAAUAAUUACUCUUGGAUUUCUUUUUUUUUUAAUUUGUUUUUUCACUGAAGUACAUUCAUUCAGCAGCACUCAAAGGGCUAAGUAACAUGUAGCUCCUCUUGUGAUUCUGAUAUAAAAUAUUGCUUGCUUGUAAUAUUCGCACUCAUAGAUGUGUUGCUAUUGGAUCACAUGGCCUGUAAAACUAAAGUGUGACCAUUUCCAUGUCUACAAAAUAAAUAAAUAAAUAAAGGACUGUGGGUUAUAUACAGACUAUCGCAUACACUUGUGAAAAAAGCUGUCUGAAAAAACAAAACCUGUAUAACAUUAUUACUACUUGAAUGCCUCUGUUUGUGACUGAAUUUUUAUUUCAUUUUAAUAUAAACCUUUUUUUUCUGUGAAAGUAUGCUUAAUGUUUUUUUCCCCACUUUCCUGUAAAUAAAUCCAUUUUGUUCUUCAGUGUGACUUGGUUUAAAAAAAAAAAAAAAAAAAUAGUUAACCGGUACUGUAAUAAUUUGCAUUAAAUAAAGUAGGUUAGCCUGGAAAGUAAAGUAAA
This is a messenger RNA of Acipenser ruthenus (sterlet), 5710 nucleotides long. Its product is annotated as glycogen synthase kinase-3 beta. Gene Ontology annotation, molecular function: ATP binding; protein serine/threonine kinase activity; tau-protein kinase activity. Lineage: Eukaryota; Metazoa; Chordata; Actinopteri; Acipenseriformes; Acipenseridae. Gene Ontology annotation, cellular component: glutamatergic synapse; beta-catenin destruction complex; cytoplasm. The record is from RefSeq and is a predicted model, not a curated record. The transcript is spliced from 11 exons. Bases 883 to 2184 code for a protein of 433 amino acids. Gene Ontology annotation, biological process: extrinsic apoptotic signaling pathway in absence of ligand; regulation of neuron projection development; regulation of microtubule cytoskeleton organization.